AAGUUGGCGAGGGCCGCGAGGGGCGAGUGGCCCCAACUUGGGACCCCUCAAAACUUCCGUGGCCGAGGAGCCGCUGCUGCCCCUCUGCGCUCCGCUCUCCGCUCCGCUCUCCGCUCCGCUCCUCUCCUCUCGUUGCAGAUGUCGGGGGUGCUGGUGAUCGCUGCCUGGUGCUUCCUGCAAGUGGAAAGCCGGCACCCUGAAAUCAUCACGAGUAACAGCAAUCAUGGCAGUUUUCUGGACAACGACAAAUGGCUGAGCACCGUUUCACAGUAUGAUAAAGACAAGUACUGGAACAAAUUUCGGGAUGAAGUUGAGGAUGAUUAUUUCAGAAACUGGAAUCCAAACAAGCCAUUUGAUCAAGCCCUUGAUCCAUCCAAAGAUCCCUGCCUGAAGGUGAAGUGCAGCCCACACAAAGUGUGUGUCACCCACGACUACGAGACCGCGAUCUGUGUCAGCCGCAAGCAGCUGGUGCACAGCCUUCGACAGAAGAAAGGCAACUUGGCCCAGAAGCCCUGGGCUGGGGCAGCCAGCAUGGGCAGGUGCAAGCCCUGCCCCGCGGCACACCCCAGCGCGGUCUGCGGCUCCGAUGGACACAGCUACAGCAGCAAGUGCAAGAUGGAGUUCCAUGCAUGUACUUCUGGCAAAACCAUCACAGCUCGAUGUGAAGGGCCCUGCCCUUGCCUGCCAGGACCUGAAAGUUUAAAACACAAGAUGGAGAAGACUGCUUGCACAGACAAAGAGCUGAGGAAUCUGGCUUCGAGGCUAAAGGACUGGUUCGGUGCCCUUCACGAGGAUGCGAAUCGUGUCAUCAAACCCACGAGCUCGGAGACGGCACAAGGCAGAUUUGACACCAGCAUCCUACCAAUCUGUAAGGACUCCUUAGGCUGGAUGUUCAACAAACUUGACAUGAACUAUGACCUGCUGCUGGAUCCCUCGGAGAUCAGUGCCAUUUAUCUGGAUAAGUACGAGCCGUGUGUCAAGCCACUCUUCAACUCCUGCGAUUCCUUCAAAGACGGGAAGCUUUCCAACAACGAGUGGUGCUAUUGCUUCCAGAAGCCGGGCGGUCUUCCUUGCCAGAAUGAAAUGAAUAGAAUUCAAAAGCUAAGUAGAGGGAAGAGUCUGUUGGGUGCUUUCAUCCCCCGGUGCAAUGAAGAAGGUUAUUACAAAGCCACGCAGUGCCAUGGCAGCACGGGGCAGUGCUGGUGUGUUGAUAAGUAUGGCAAUGAGAUAGCUGGCUCCAGAAAGCAAGGCACAGUCAGCUGUGAAGAAGAGCAAGAAACUUCAGGGGAUUUUGGCAGUGGUGGAUCUGUUGUAUUGUUGGAUGAUUUGGAAGAGGAACCUGAAGCAACAAAAAAAGACAAAGAAGGGAAACUGAAGAUUCAUGUAAGAGCAGCUAAUGAAGAUGAUGAAGAUGAAGAUGAUGAUAAGGAUGAUGAAAUUGGUUAUAUAUGGUAGUGCCCAUCAAAAUGAGGACUCACGUUUUGCACAAUAUUGCAACUCACAUAAUAUCUCUGCAAUUGUAUCUGAGAGUACCUGGCACAAAUAUUCCCUCUACUGAGUUUAAUUUUGUAUAGUCAAUUUAAUUUGGAUGACAACUUUUUUUUCCAGCAAGGACUGUUUGGGAUACAGCUUUUGUUCAGUUGGUUUGGGGGAUUUUUUUUCUGUCCACAGGGGCAAUGAGUUUAGUUUCCCACAGGGGCAAUGAGUUUAGUUUCAAACCCAUUUUGUGUCUUAAUUAAUCCUCACUUGCACCAGUUAUGAAAUCCAUCCUGUGAAAGAAUCCUGGAAGGGUCUCAAAAAAAAAAAA
Messenger RNA from Cyanistes caeruleus (blue tit), 1807 nucleotides. The record is from RefSeq and is a predicted model, not a curated record. NCBI's taxonomy places the organism in Eukaryota, Metazoa, Chordata, Aves, Passeriformes, Paridae.